This is a messenger RNA of Peromyscus maniculatus bairdii (prairie deer mouse), 623 nucleotides long. RefSeq lists its product as uncharacterized. The record is from RefSeq and is a predicted model, not a curated record. NCBI's taxonomy places the organism in Eukaryota, Metazoa, Chordata, Mammalia, Rodentia, Cricetidae.
UGUAGAAGAACCCUGUCAUUAUACCAAGGACAUCUGGCCUGCGAUGGAGGACAUCUGGCCUGAUGUCGAGGAACCCUGGCAGUCUAUCGAGGACAUCUGGCCUGCAAUGGUGGACAUCUGGCCUGAUGUGGAAGAACCCUGGCAUUCUAUCGAAGACAUCUGGCCUGCUAUGGAGGACAUCUGCCCUGAUAUCGAUGAAAUCUGGCCUGUUCUCAAGGAAGUCUGGCCUGAUAUUGAAGAGGACUUGUAUGUCUGCAAUAGUGACCAGGAGAACGAAGUAGUUCUGGAGGAAGCUGAAGAAGACCAGGACUGCAAGAAUGUAAAAAAGAAGGAGGACGAGGAGGAGGAGGAGGAGGAGGACAAUCAAGAUGAUGACUAUGAAUAUGAGAAGAAAGGAGAAGAUGAGGUUGAGGAUCAGGGGAUGAAGAUCAUCCUGCAUGCUAACAAGGGCAAAGGAAGCCAUGGAUAAACAUCAAUGAAUUGAUUCUUUGUGGAUUUGAGAUACAUGGAAAUCUAUCAUCAGUGAUCCUCAUCUAAUAAUAUUCAUCCACAUAUAUGCACAUAAAACUUCUCAAACUGUUUAAAUAUUCUUUAAAUUAAAAAUAAAUAUAAUUUGAAAUGAA